Messenger RNA from Drosophila subpulchrella, 1293 nucleotides. RefSeq names its product phenoloxidase-activating factor 2-like. Gene Ontology annotation, molecular function: serine-type endopeptidase activity. The record is from RefSeq and is a predicted model, not a curated record. The coding region runs from base 35 to 1111 and encodes 358 amino acids. The transcript is spliced from 2 exons. Gene Ontology annotation, biological process: proteolysis. Lineage: Eukaryota; Metazoa; Arthropoda; Insecta; Diptera; Drosophilidae.
GGAUUUCAGUCAAUCUAAAUCUUUUCAAGCAAUCAUGGAACGAUUCUGGGCAGUAGGAGUUCUUCUUUUGGCCGGCGUGAUUUUAGUCGAAGCCUGUAAUUACUGCGUUUCAAAGGAACAGUGUCAAAAAGAAAUGUCAAUACCUUACUUCUUUUGUUCUACGACUCAAGUCUGUUGUGAAGUUCUCCGUUCCAAUUCGCCGGACACGGAUGCAGGAUAUGGGGGAAAAGGAUCCGAGAAAGAAAUCAAAAACGUUCCUAUUACCCCUUUUCCAGGCUCAGAACGCCCUCCGCCACCAGCUGUUACACAAGUGCAGGGAUUGAGUAAUUCAUGUGGAUUGGGUGUCAGGAAAAAUGUUACCGAUACACAAUCGAAGCCUGGCCAAUUUCCCUGGGUGGUGGCUGUGUUCAACAGAUCAGAUCAGUACUAUGCGGGCGGAACCCUGAUCUCCGCCGGAGUUGUGCUAACAGCAGCCCAUCGCGUGUCGCAUUUGGGGCCCGAACAAAUUUAUGUCAGAGCUGGCUUAUGGAAUUUAGAAUCCACAACGAAGCCCUUUCUGUCUGAAGCCCGCGAUGUGGACAGGAUAGAGAGCCACGAACUCUUUGAUUAUGAAAGUGCGGCCAAUAACUUGGCGCUUCUCUUCCUUAACACCCCGUUCGAGUUAGAGGACCACAUCAAGACUAUCAGGUUGCCUUCGUCAAAUAAAGCCAUCGAAGGACAGUUCUGCACGUUGGCCGGUUGGGCAUGGCCAUCAAGGAUCAGGACACAGGAUCAAGGCAUUAUGAAGAAAAUGGGAUUAAGCAUUUUGGACAGAAACACAUGUCAGAAUCAGUUGAGAAGGGCCGUGGACAUGGGCAACGAUUUUACUCUGCCCCAGAGUCUGAUUUGCACCGGAGGUUUGCCUGACCGACAAGUCAGCUUGGCUGGUGGAUCUGCAUUGUUCUGUUCCAUCGAUGAAAAAAAUCCGGAUAUCUACGAGCAGGUUGGCAUCGUGUCCUGGAUCAAGGAUUGUGGCCAGGACUGUGUUAUCGAAACCUAUACCGAUGUUUUUAUGUUCAGGGAGUGGAUUAGAAGCCGUAUAGGAAUGCAUUCAUGCAUUAACAACAUAUAAAUGUUUUCAGGACCCUAAAAAAGGUUUUGGGAAAAACUGAAAAGUCCCAAAAAUCUUGUUUUGCGUAUACACUUUUAAGGAACUUUCGGAUUUUAACUAAUGAGGUGUCGUACGACGCGAAUUUUUAGUAAGAACACAACUUGGCUAAUAAACUGGGACGUUUGUCUCCAAUGGUCUGAAAA